AUGACAAAUAACGUAACCAAACAAACCAAAACUUUUACUCACAUUCAUAAAAAUGCGAAUACAAUUGCAAAAUCCAACGAAAUUGAUCCUCAAGAUAUACAAUUUUUGACAAUUCCUGGAACUAUGAUUCGAACAUUAACAAAUCGAGCAUCGAGUUUUCUUGUAACUGAUUUACCAGCACUAAGAUGUAAAAAACCAGAAGUUAUGUGGAAACCCGGUGACCCAACACCGAUUCCUGAUGGAUAUACACGCUGCACGACAAUCGACGCGGGAAUAUCGAAUGAUCAUGGGAAGAGGUCUUCAUCUCGUGAUUGGUCCCCACCAAAACAGAGAGAUAAAUCUUCGAAGAGUAGUGAACCUUCAAAUAAAACGUACAGAUGUACAGAUAAAAAGCGAUAG
Didymodactylos carnosus is the source of this 399-nucleotide messenger RNA. The record is from the annotation of a GenBank genome assembly. Lineage: Eukaryota; Metazoa; Rotifera; Eurotatoria; Philodinida; Philodinidae.